Messenger RNA from Ipomoea nil (Japanese morning glory), 2429 nucleotides. Its product is annotated as putative pentatricopeptide repeat-containing protein At5g65820. The record is from RefSeq and is a predicted model, not a curated record. The coding region runs from base 209 to 2197 and encodes 662 amino acids. NCBI's taxonomy places the organism in Eukaryota, Viridiplantae, Streptophyta, Magnoliopsida, Solanales, Convolvulaceae. The transcript has a single exon. Gene Ontology annotation, molecular function: protein binding.
AGUCAUUGAUAUCCUUCUUUUUACUUUGCAAGGAAUGCAUGGAAGUUACUCUUGUAGGAAAAUAGGAAAUACAGAAGUAAUAAAUUUGAUUUGGCUGGGCCUUCACAGGCACCCCUACUAGUAAUGAUAAGAACCAACAUAGGAAGUGAUUUUAUACAGUGAGGACCAUGCUUUGUAAAUCUCCUCUGCUCCGAGAGUGGAAAAGAAAAUGCCAAGGGUUCCUUCAAAGAGAACAAUGCUUCUUUACAAAAAAGGAUCUCCCUUAUUGUUCAAUUCAAAAGCUCCCACAACCCCAUUCUAUAACUUGACAAAGACUCAGUUUUUCUGCACCUACUUAUCAAAACUCAACGAGCCACUACAAACUCAUACACGAAAUUUUUGUAAUGAGUCCCCAAGUAUGCACAAUGAACUGAGGAAGGGACCUGGCCUCAUCCACCUCAAAACUGAACCAGAAGAGUUGGCAAAUGAUCAGAACAAAGAUGAAUUCACCACUGAUGUUGAGAAGGUAUAUAGAAUUUUGAAGAAGUUCCACUCUAGGGUUCCAAAAUUAGAACUUGCUUUGCAACAGUCUGGUGUUGUUGUGCGGUCAGGAUUGACAGAACGUGUAUUGAACCGUUGUGGUGAUGCUGGGAACUUGGGGUACAAAUUCUUUGCGUGGGCUUCGAAGCAACCUGGAUAUAGGUAUAGCUAUGAUGUGUACAAAGCUAUGAUCAAGAUUUUAGGAAAAAUGAGGCAGUUUGGAGCUGUUUGGGCUCUUAUUGAGGAGAUGAGAAAAGAAAGUCCUCAAUUAUUAUCCCCUGAGGUGUUUGUGAUUUUAAUGCGGAGAUUUGCCUCAGCUAGAAUGGUGAAGAAAGCUAUUGAAGUUUUGGAUGAGAUGCCCAAAUAUGGUUGUGAACCAGAUGAGUAUGUAUUUGGAUGUUUGUUGGAUGCUUUGUGCAAGAAUGGCAGUGUAAAAGAGGCAUCUACAUUGUUUGAGGAAAUGAAAUUUAGGUUUAAGCCUACAAUUAAGCAAUUCACAUCAUUGUUAUAUGGCUGGUGCAAAGAAGGGAAGCUUAUGCAGGCGAAAGUUGUGUUGGUGAGAAUGAGGGAUGCUGGUUUUGAACCUGAUAUUGUGGUCUAUAAUAAUUUGCUUAAUGGGUAUGCUGUGGCUGGAAAAAUGGCUCAUGCAUUUGAUCUUUUGCAGGAGAUGAGAAGGAAAUCUUGCUAUCCCAAUGCAACUUCCUUCACAAUUGUAAUUCAAGCACUUUGUUCACAAGCAAAGAUGGAGGAAGCUAUGAGGGUAUUCAUGGAUAUGGAGAGAAGUGGCACUGAGGCUGAUGUUGUGACAUACACCACUUUGAUAAGUGGGUUCUGUAAGUUGGGGAAGACUGAUCAAGGCUAUGAGCUUCUAGAUAGGAUGAUACAGAAGGGGUAUAUGCCUAAUCAGACUACUUAUUUGCACGUCAUGCUUGCGCAUGAGAAGAAUGAAGAGUUGGAGGAGUGCAUGGAACUUAUUAAGGAGAUGCAGAAGAUAGCUAUUUUCCCUGAUCUCAGCAUCUACAACACUGUAAUUCGGUUGGCAUGCAAAUUGGGAGAAAUUGACGAAGGUAUGCGAGUCUGGAAUGAAAUAGAAGCAAAUGGGUUAAGUCCAGGGGUUGACACCUUUGUCAUUAUGAUUAAUGGUUUUAUUGAGCAGAGGCGUCUAGUUGAAGCUUGUGAUUUCUUUAAAGAAAUGAUUGGAAGAGGUCUUCUAUCAGUUCCUCAAUAUGGUACUUUGAAAGACUUACUAAAUUCUCUACUAAGAGAAGAAAAGCUUGAAAUGAGCAAAGGUGUGUGGAGUUGCAUUGUGACUAAAGGUUGUGAGCUUAAUGUAUAUGCAUGGACAAUUUGGAUUCAUGCACUUUUCUCUAAAGGGCAUGUGAAGGAAGCAUGCUCAUACUGUUUGGAUAUGAUGGAUGCUGGUGUGAUGCCUCAGCCAGACACAUUUGCCAAGCUCAUGCGCAGUCUAAGAAAGUUGUAUAAUAGACAGAUUGCAGCGGAGAUUACAGAGAAGGUUAGGAAAAUGGCUGAAGAGCGACAAAUAACUUUCAAGAAGUAUAAACGACGCGGAGAAAGGGACUUGAAGGAGAAAGUUAAGGCAAAAACUGAUGGAAGGAAGAGGAGAGCUCGUAGGCGCCGUUGGGGCAGCAAGCUAACAUGUUGUGAUGCAGAAGCUUAAUUCCUUUAUGAUUUGAAAGAAUUUGUUUCAUUAAAUUAAUAUAAGAAUACUAUAUUCUGUUCCCUUCAACAAAUGAUUUUUAUGUUCUGUAAGCUCUGUUGUAUUUUCAUGGGCUUUACUUUUCUCAGUAGCUUUCUGAAGCACAUAAAUAUGCAGUAGAAUUGAAACCAUGCAAACAUGUCUUCUUUACCAACAUAUCAACAAUUGAAUUUGAAUUUUGAAAUUCUCAACU